AUGCCGACCAAGUCCUCAUACGCUGAUGUCACGGUCCCAGAUGUAGACAUCUGGGGACUUAUGUUUGAUCGCAAAGAUCGGGACUUUGGAGAUGACCAAGUGAUAUAUCGAUCUGCCCUAAACACCAACAGGUUAUACACGUUCGCGGACGUCAAGGCUGCGGCUACAGCAUUCGGAGAAGGCCUCUGCAACCUUUGGGACUGGCAACGUGGCGAUACUCUCAAUAUCUACGCACCAAACGACAUUGAUGUCGGACCAAUUAUUCUCGGUGUCUUCUUUGCUGGAGGCAUCGUGUCUCCUGCAAACCCUGGCUACUCUGCAGAUGAACUCGCCUUCCAGCUCAAGAACUCCGAGAGCAAGGCUAUCGUUACUACCAAGGCAUUUCUACCCACCGCAUUGAAGGCCGCGAAGGAAGCGGGCAUUGACCAAGAUCGUGUAAUCAUCCUCGGCGAGGAGAAGGAUGACACACACCGUGUCAAGCACUGGACCAACAUCCGCAAGACUUCGGGAGCGCAGCGCUACAAGCGACGAAAGGUCAAGGAUCCCAGCAAGGACUUGGCGUUUCUUGUGUACUCUUCUGGCACAACUGGUCUUCCCAAGGGCGUCAUGCUCACGCACCGGAAUAUCGUCGCCAAUCUGAAUCAGGUCCACGCCAUGGCAGGCACAUACUACAAAAGUGGCCAAGACAAAAUUCUAGCAGUGUUGCCAUUCUUCCAUAUUUACGGUCUCACAGCCCUCGUCCACCAACCUCUUCACCGCGGCAUCGAGCUUGUGGUAAUGCCAGGCUUCGACCUCAAAAUCUUCCUCGAAUCUAUCCAAAAGCACAAGAUCACUUACAUUUACGUCGCACCACCAGUCAUUGUGCGACUUGCACGAGAUGACACAGUCAAGAAUUACGACCUCAGCAGUCUCCGAAUGAUGACUUCGGGUGCGGCUCCAUUGACCAGCGAGCUCGUGGAGACGGUGAACUCAAAGUACAAUAUCAAGAUCAACCAAGCAUAUGGUCUCUCUGAAUCCAGCCCAAUGUCACAUUGCCAGCCUUGGGAGGAGUGGCAGUCAUCUAUCGGAUCUGUAGGCAAGAUCGCUCCGAAUAUGCUGGCGCGGUAUGUAAGUGCUGAAGGAAAGGAAUUGGGUCCGGGAGAGACUGGAGAGCUUUGGAUGGCAGGUCCAAACAUUUUCCAAGGUUACUGGAAGAACAAUGCCGCGACGAAGGAUUGCAUUGAGGUCGUUGACGGCCAUCGAUGGUUCAAGACGGGAGAUGUCGGCUUCCAGGACGACAAGCACAAUUUCUACAUCACAGAUCGUGUGAAGGAAUUGAUCAAGUAUAAGGGUUUCCAGGUCGCCCCCGCCGAGCUCGAAGGCAAACUCUUGGACCACCCUCUUGUCGACGAUGUCGCCGUCAUCGGUGUCGACGACAAAUCCCAGCACACCGAAGUUCCUCGCGCAUACAUCGUGCACAACAAACUCGGAAAAGACGCGGGCGACCCGAAGACGGGCAAACCCACGGACAAAGCAGCCAAAGAUGCAGAGGAGAUUAUUGAGUGGCUGGGUAAGAAGGUUGCGCAUCACAAGAAGCUGAGAGGUGGCAUCCGAUUCAUUGAAGAAGUGCCGAAGAGUCCGAGCGGAAAGAUCUUGAGGAGAGUGUUGAAGGAGAGGGUCAAGGCGGAGGAGAAGGAAGGCAAGGCGAAGCUGUGAUGUUGCUACCGAAUUCGGGUCUUGUCUUUGCUGCAAGUGUUUCCGGCGACAAAGAAUGGAUGCAAAGCCGCCAGAUGUUUUUGUAUCCAUGAAUGUAUCUGUGUAUGUAUGUGUGCGCUGUAUCAUCGAAACCUGUUGAGCGUCUUCCAUUUCGCCCGGGCGAUUUUGACCCUC
Molecule: messenger RNA, 1869 nt
Organism: Cercospora beticola
Lineage: Eukaryota; Fungi; Ascomycota; Dothideomycetes; Mycosphaerellales; Mycosphaerellaceae
Product: acyl--CoA ligase
Biological process (GO): secondary metabolic process
Molecular function (GO): CoA-ligase activity
Source: RefSeq, a predicted model, not a curated record